AAAGGAAGAGUUAUGUGUAGGAAAUAUAAAGGGAAUUAUUGGGAUAUAUUGAGUUUGAAUAAUGUAAUAACAGUUUGUAAACCUAUACAAUGUUAUAGCAAGAUAGAUAAUGUAAUAUUAGUGUAUAUUCAAGCUAGAAAUAUAACAGAAGUGAGUAGAGAUAGCGAAUAAUGCUCGACAAAUUUGGCAUAAAACUCAGGAAGUUUGUAAUAUAACUGUAAAAUGAAGAGGAAGUGAGAUUUGAAAAGGUCCAGUUUGAAAGAAGAAUGUUGUUGAGAGCCUAAUACUUGUGGACUGUUUAUUAAUGGUUAUGGUUGAACAAACACGUCACCUAGUUAAGUUUUUUGAUGAGAUAAAUUGAUUGAUUAUUUACUUCCUAUCUUUAAUUAUAAUAGCAGUAAAUCAUUACAAAUCACAAGGUAGAGAGAACAGGAAUAAAUUAUCAAAAUGUUACAACAGAUUUUAAAACAGAUGUAUAUAGAACCUGACUUAUUAAAUGAAUUAUCUGAAGAACAAAAACAAAUUUUAUUUAUCAAAUUGAGAGAGGAACAAAUACGAAGAUGGAAAGAAGAAGAUGAGAAACAUGAAAAAGCUCAAGCCAAAAACAACAUUAAGCCUAAAAAACCUCCUAAACCUGGUAAACAUCCCAAAACAGUUAAAUUUUUAACGGCAAGGGAUGGUAAUGAAUGGGUCUGGGUGAUGGGAGAACAUCAGGAUGAUUUAACUGUAGAACAAAUGUUAGAGAACGAAGCACAAUCUGAAGCAGCUUCAAAAGCUUCAAAAGAGGCAGAAGAAUUACGGAUAAAGGAAGAAGCAGGAAUUAAAAUACAGAUUGAAAGAGAGAGAGAAGAAUUAGAACGUUCAAAAUUAGCAUGGGAAGCAGAAAUACGGCGAAAGAAAGAAGAAGCUGAUUUAUAUCAAUCAUUAAAGGACGCUCGAUUAGAAGCUGAAAGAUUAGAAAAAGAGAAAAGAGAAAAAGAGGAAGAAGAAGAAAAGAAAUUAAAAUUAUUAAAAGUAAGUUUAAAACAAGAAAAGUCACGAAGAAAAUCUGUUGAAAAUGCUAAUAUGUUAAAAAAUCGUCGAAGUACAGAAAUUUAUAGAAGAUGGCAAGAAAACCGAGAGAUAUUUGAAAAGAUUGCUAUUGAAAAUAGUAAGGAGAUAGAAAAAUCUUGGCAGGAACAAGAGAAGAAGGCAAAAGAAGCUGAACACAAAAGAAAAGAAAUAGCUAGAAAUGCUAGAGAAGAAAUUAAAGGAACAUUAACUAGAGGAAGUAAAGUAAUACAAGCCACUAAUGCUUUUAAAUCAUCAGCACGUCUUCCACCAGAACAAAAACCUCCUAUUCCUCCAAAGUAU
This is a messenger RNA of Lottia gigantea (owl limpet), 1353 nucleotides long. RefSeq lists its product as hypothetical. The transcript is spliced from 8 exons. The record is from RefSeq and is a predicted model, not a curated record. The annotation marks the transcript as partial. NCBI's taxonomy places the organism in Eukaryota, Metazoa, Mollusca, Gastropoda, Lottiidae. Gene Ontology annotation, cellular component: cytoplasm.